Glycine soja is the source of this 1113-nucleotide messenger RNA. Its product is annotated as F-box/kelch-repeat protein At3g06240-like. Gene Ontology annotation, molecular function: protein binding. Bases 1 to 1113 code for a protein of 370 amino acids. The transcript has a single exon. The record is from RefSeq and is a predicted model, not a curated record. NCBI's taxonomy places the organism in Eukaryota, Viridiplantae, Streptophyta, Magnoliopsida, Fabales, Fabaceae.
AUGAAAGAUAUGAAUUCCACCCUUCCUCGUACUCUCCCUGAGGAUUUGAUCACAGAAAUUCUGAUGAUGUUGCCUGUGAGAUCGAUAUUGCGUUUUAAAUGCAUGUGUAAGUCAUGGUUUUCUCUUAUUUCUGAUCCAGAAUUCGCUCGAUCCCACUUUGCCCUAGCUGCAACACCCACCACCAGAUUUUUUGUGUCAGCCGACGAUCAUCAAGUUAAAUGCAUAGAUAUAGAGGCAUCACUUCAUGAUGAUAAUUCUGCCAAAGUAGUCUUUAACUUUCCUCUUCCGUCACCCGAAGACCAAUAUUAUGAUUGCCAGAUAGAUAUGGUGGGUUCAUGUAGAGGAUUUAUACUCUUGAUAACCCGUGGUGAUGUCUUUGGUUUCAUCAUAUGGAAUCCUUCAACGGGUCUCCGGAAAGGAAUUAGCUAUGCGAUGGAUGAUCCUACAUAUGAUUUCGAUCUUGAUCGAUUUGGCUUUGGAUAUGACUCAUCAACUGAUGACUACGUGAUAGUGAAUUUAUCAUGUAAAUGGUUGUUCCGCACGGAUGUCCAUUGUUUCUCCUUGAGAACCAAUUCAUGGAGUCGCAUUUUGCGUACUGUUUUUUAUUAUCCUCUUCUGUGUGGACAUGGAGUGUUCGUUAAUGGGGCUCUUCAUUGGUUUGUUAAACCCUUUGAUCGUCGUCGUCUUCGAGCUGUGAUUAUUUCAUUUGAUGUGACGGAAAGGGAAUUAUUUGAAAUUCCACUACCACUUAAUUUCGACCUUAAAGAUCCAAUAUAUGAUUUGACGGUCAUGGAAGGAUGUCUGUGUCUCAGUGUUGCUCAAGUGGGUUAUGGAACUAGAAUUUGGAUGAUGAAAGAAUAUAAAGUGCAGUCGUCGUGGACCAAGUUAUUUGUUCCAAUUUACAAUCAGCGUCAUCCUUUUUUCCCUGUCUUUUGCUCAAUAUGUUUAACCAAAAAAGAUGAGUUUUUGGGAUCAAAUCAUAAGACAUUAGUGAAACUUAAUAAGAAAGGUGAUUUGCUUGAACAUCGCGCACGUUGGCACUACGUGGACUAUUGUAGUAUUUUAGUACGCCGUGGUGUGUACAGAGAGAGUUUGCUAUCACUCCCUGAGUAA